AGUAAGACACAUGCCAGAGGUUGCAGAGUCUGCUCCCUCCCUAGAUUCAUUCCAGUUGCUACAAGUAAACAGAUUUCCCCUUCCUUCCCUCUCUCCCUCCCAGGAUGAGGAGUUGCCCAGAGGAGGGUGUUUCACACUGAAACUGAUAGGGCCACUUCCGUGUUGUGACGUCAUAAACGGGGCGGUGCUAGGCCGAGAGCGGAAAUCGGCAGCAGGCGGAAGGAGUCAAGAUCAGAGUGGUGCUGGAAAAGCACAGCAGGUCAGGCAGCAUCCGAGGAGCAGGAGAAUCGACGUUUCGGGCAGGAGCCCUUCAUCAGGAAGUUUACCAGCAAAUCCACAACAGGAAGCGGCCAAUCACCUGUUCAGAGCGCAGGAAGGGAUUCAUCAAUUCUUCCAGCCUACAGAUGCACCAGCAGGUCCACACCAGGCACAGCCUGCUCUCAGUGCAGGAAGGGCUUCACCCCCUCCUCCCACCUGCAGUGGCACCAGUGUAUUCAUGUGUCAUCACAGGGGGAUUGAAGGAACAAGGGCCGAGUGCCAUUAUCGACUGGACUAUCAACCCAAUUCUGGGGACUCCUCGGGACACCUGGGUUUGAAUCCUGCCACAGCAGAUGGCGGAAUUGGAAUUCAGUCAGAAAUCUGGAGUUCAGAAUCUAAUGAUGAAAUCAUUUUCUGGGGAAAGAAAACCAUCUGAUUCACUCAUGUUCGAGUCUGUCUGUAACCCAAUCUUGAGUCAGAUUGGUUCUGUUUCCAAAGUAGG
This is a messenger RNA of Chiloscyllium plagiosum (whitespotted bambooshark), 760 nucleotides long. The record is from RefSeq and is a predicted model, not a curated record. Lineage: Eukaryota; Metazoa; Chordata; Chondrichthyes; Orectolobiformes; Hemiscylliidae.